AUGCGUUUCCCGCAGCCACUGCUGGCCCUGCUAGCUCUGUGUGCGGUAGCAUCCGCCGACAAUAACGAGGACCCUGCCGUCACCACUGCACCAAUCUACCUUCCUUACUACAAUCAGGAAGCAUGGUCUCUGGUGCGAGGCAGCGUCAUUUCAAGCAAUCCCCACAUACAACAAACCACUUACACCAUCUUCUGUCCUGACGAUAACCCACCCGCCUGCGAUAUCUCACUCGAGUUCCCCUUCGAACUGGUUGAAGGCCCUGACACGGUAGAAUUUCACGGCACAUACACAUCUACAUACAUCGCAAAUCUCGAAUGCACUCUCGAUGGGACAACCGCAGCGACAUGUUCAGGCUACUCAAGCUAUAAAGCCGGAUACACCAAUGGCCUAUACGCAGGUCCGACGGAAGUAUCGUGGACAUCAACCUUCUCCGGGACCGAGGUGGAAUGGGGUGUCUUGACCAUGGCCGAGGCGCCCAAGGAGACGGACGACUCAUGGGAUGUCACAGCAACUGCCAUGAUGACGCCCACGACAGUUUCCGGCUAUGUGGAGGUCCCUUUGUCAACUGGAGACGAAGCUGCUGGUGCAAAUUUAAUGAUCGAUGGAAGAAGAGCAAUUCUUGGGGCGUUGGGGAGCGCCAUCUUGGCGAGGCUCCUAUUUUAA
Ilyonectria robusta is the source of this 663-nucleotide messenger RNA. RefSeq lists its product as uncharacterized. The transcript has 3 exons. NCBI's taxonomy places the organism in Eukaryota, Fungi, Ascomycota, Sordariomycetes, Hypocreales, Nectriaceae. Bases 1 to 663 code for a protein of 220 amino acids. The record is from RefSeq and is a predicted model, not a curated record.